AUGGCGGAGGAUAGCGAGUUGGCUGCCAUUCGUGCAAAGCGUUUGGAGGAACUACAAGGGCAAUAUGGGGUAGAUUCUUUUGAAAUAGCUAUUGUUCACUUAAUGAUUUCUUUAACUCGCUCUUUCGUGAAAUACAGGGUCAAAAUGCGGCACAAAUGCAACAGCAACAGGAUGCCAUGAAGAGGUUCGAGUUUGUUUAUCUACCCCAAUUGAUAGUGUUAAGAAUGUGAUACGCGAUUGUUUAAUUUGGUAAAGUCACUCAGCAUCUUUUCUGAAGUUGAAUCUAACUUGUGCAAUGUUGGUGGUUCACAAGAAAGGGUAAAAUGUUCAGGGAGAUUCAGUUUAUAAAGCAUGGGAACUGUCUCGACUCCUCAAUUUUUGUCGUAGUUAGUAGCAGGCGUUGUGAGGGGCUAUCUGGUGGGUACUUUAUAGAGUUUCUUAUGUGUGUUAGAGUGCAUUCAAGCUUAUAUCGCAUGCUUUUAUGUUGGACAUUGUGAGUGAAGCUCCAUAACUGUAAGGAGUCGUGAAAAAUCUGGUAAGACGAAAACUUUUCCCUGUCUCCUUCCCCCUCCCUUAGCGUAACAGUUCCCAACAAACCUCAAAUUUUUUUUCCUUCCCUUAAAAAUUUUAGUUAAAAGGAAAACAUGGUAAAAUUUCCGCACAGCCCCAUACUAUUGUAAAACAAAUCUGUUUUCCCAAUGGCAAUGUAUUGUUUUUGUCAUUGUUUUUUCUAUCCGAGAACUGAAUGCAUAAUGUAGUAAGGGGCAGUGCGGAAAUUUUACCGAAAACAUUUUGAGAUUUGAAAUGAGAUAACUCUAGUUGUUACUUCAAUUUUUCAAAAUUUUCGUGAAGCUUUAAACACUAUGCCCACAAUUUCUACUGCUUGAUGCAAGCCUCAGCACAGUUUUGUUUGUGCUAAAUCAUUCCUCCUUACUCCUUUCCACCCAAAAGAUACAGCAGAAAAAGCAGCUUGUAUGUGCUUGUGAAACCAGCAGUAAAUAUCUUUUUCUCAUCUAAUUAGGGAGGCUGAAAUGAAAAACAGUCUACUGUCACAAAUACUGGAGCAAGGGGCCAGAGCAAGAUGUUAGUAAAUGGUGUAAAAUGCUGUGAUUCUCACUUGAUAAUUUUUUUGGAGCAAUUUUUAACCAAGUGUCAAAAGUAAUCUAGUAAUGUAUUGGUCCAGAAAACUUUGCAUCACUUUCUCAAUCAUCAAAAGCAAACACAAUACCAAUUGCAACCUGGUUACCUAGGUUUUCUUAGGUGGUAAGUUUUUUUUUUUUUCUUCAAAUUUGAAUUCUUUUUGUUAUACUUUUCUUCACUCAGAUUGGACAUUGUGAUUUGUUUGAUUUAAAUCUUGUGACACAGAAUCGAAAAAAGUGCACCAUUAUCUUAACCUUGAUAUUUUCAUGCAAUUCAUUCUAUAAAUUUAAAAAGCUGAUGUUUUGGCAUUUGGUCGGAUUUUUAAGAAAGGACUGGAUAGGAGUAACCUGCACUCAUUCACUUUGAUGAAGGGCUAACACUCAGAACCUCUACUUUGAAACUCUUUACAAUGGCCAGUUUACAUUGUCAACUCAAUUGAUAAUACUUAGUUACCCUGUUGUACUCUCCUACUGACACAGCACCAGAGUUUCUUCAGAAUGUUACUCCCUUUAAACUGCAGUAAGUUUUGCCAGUAAUGCUCUCCUUUACUGAACUUUGUAAACAGCUAAAUGGCCUUUAAAUGUUUAAUUCUAGAUUUUUGGUUUUUAUUCAAUCAUCACUAACAAGUUUUUCUUAUAUCCCCAUAGUGAACAGCAUAGCAUUGGUUAAACCUGAAAAAGCAAAAAUGAUGGAAAGUAUGCUAAUCCAAAUGGCUAGGUCAGGGCAGAUAGCUGGAAAGGUAACAUUAGAGAACUAAUAGUUUAUAUGUGUAUGUUGUUUUUAAAUAAAUGAUACAAUAAACUCCUUCCAUUGGGUUUGGACAUAAAAUUCCAGGAAACUGAGGUCAGCUUUAUAAUUUAACACAUUGGCACAUUGAGUACAACGCUUGCCUAUCCAAAAGUUAAAAUUUUGGAGGAACCGGAAAAAUUUUUAUUAAUCAUCUUUUCUGCAAAACAAGCUCUAGUGAAAGAAGACCAAGUAAAUAAGUUAUUUUCAAGGAAAAAAGUGAUAGAUGCUUAUGAAAGCCAUUUUUUCAACCUGAAUUUAUUUCUGUGACAAAAAAUUCUGUUUCAGUUAUCAGAGUCCCAAUUGGUGAGUCUACUCCAGGAAGUUAGUGAGCGAACCCAAAAGAAAACCACAGUCAAGGUAACAAAUCAGUUUUACAUUCCACACUUUUUAAUCGUUUACACCCUGAGACCAGUACACAUAAUUAUUAUUCUCCAUACUGUUCGCUAUACAUUUCCUAAGGUGCUGACAUGGAGAAUUUGUUUAAUAAUCAAGUGUUCCUUCACACAAGCACAGUGUUUCUGAAGUUGGCAAUCAUUUCCUUUAGUCUUAUGUCCUUAACGCGUCAUCCAGGGGUGAUAUUGUGAGGAGAAAUUAGAUGGUAGUCACUCUUCUGGGUCAAAAGGUUAAAACUUGGAUAUUUAGGUUACUUGUAGAUGCACUGCUGACGUAUUUUUCCAAGUUUUCUACCUGAGUCUGCCAGUACAAAUACGUGUAACUGUCUGUAGAGAAACUUUCCCUUUCAAUCAAAUCACACAUACUAGACAUUCUUAGAUGCAAAUUUUUGCAUUACUGCUAGCAGAUAUCAAUUCAGUAUAACUUCACAUUUUAAAGUUAAUUUUAUCUAACAAUUAGUUCAAUAGGAAGCGCCUUGAUGAUUCAGAUGAUGAUGAUUAAUUUUAAUUGAAUCCCAAGUUGAAACCACUAGAG
This is a messenger RNA of Pocillopora meandrina, 2856 nucleotides long. Lineage: Eukaryota; Metazoa; Cnidaria; Anthozoa; Scleractinia; Pocilloporidae. The record is from the annotation of a GenBank genome assembly.